Messenger RNA from Pygoscelis adeliae (Adelie penguin), 1155 nucleotides. Its product is annotated as olfactory receptor 51L1-like. The record is from RefSeq and is a predicted model, not a curated record. Gene Ontology annotation, biological process: G protein-coupled receptor signaling pathway. The transcript is spliced from 6 exons. Gene Ontology annotation, molecular function: olfactory receptor activity; G protein-coupled receptor activity. Gene Ontology annotation, cellular component: membrane. Lineage: Eukaryota; Metazoa; Chordata; Aves; Sphenisciformes; Spheniscidae.
AUGGUCAGGAGCAGGCUGCUUCCUUGCAGCGGAGCUGGUGGGAAGCUCAGGGUGGUUGUGAGCAAGGCAGAUGUGGACAGGGUCCAUGAUGCCUGCACCUGCAAACACCCCUGUCACCCUCCUAUGGGCCAGCUCAUUUCAGCUGCCCAAGCAUGGGAAACCACUCAGACGUGGUCUGCUGUGCCUCUCUGCUCUAUGUACCUCCUGGCACUGCUGGGGAACUUGACUAUCCUUUCCAUCAUUAGGGCAGAGCGGAGCCUCGACACACCCAUGUACCUACUCCUUGCUAUGCUAGCUGGGGCCGACCUGGGCUUGUUCACUUCCAUGUUCCCAACCAUGCUGAAGAUGCUGUGGCUGGAAGGCAGAGAGAUCAGCUUUGGCACCUGCCUUGCCCAAAUGUUCUUCAUUCACUCCUUCACGGAUAUUGAAUCUGCUGUCAUUCUGGCGAUGGCGUUCGAUCGCUACGUGGCCAUCUGCCACCCCCUAUGAUAUUCCUCCAUCCUCACCAACUCAGUGACCAUCAAGAUAUGUGUGGCAAUCAUCAUGAGGACCGCCCUUGUCCAGUUCCCACUCCCAAUCCUGCUGACCCGGCUGUGUUUCACCAGGGUCAGCAAGCUCUCCCAUCCCUGCUGUUUGCAUCCAGACAUCAUCAAACAUGCAGGCUCAGAUAUGAGGAUUAACAAUACCUAUGGCCUUUUUGUGCUACUCUCCACACUAGAUUUGGACUUGCUCUUUGUCCUCCUGUCCUAUCUUCUCAUCCUUAAGACCAUCCUGAACAUUGCAACUUGGAGGGAGCACUUGAAAGCCCUCAACACCUGCAUCUCACAUAUCUGUGCUGUCCUCCUCUUCUUUAUCCCCAUGAUCUGCCUGUCCAUGAUGCACCAGUUUGGCAAACAUGUGUCCCCCCAGGCCUAUGCUUUCACAGCCAACAUCCAUUUCCUUGCCCCACCCAUCCUGAAUUCUAUCAUUUACAGCAUAAAAACUAAAAUGAUCUGGAGAUGGAUACUCAGCGUGCUCUGCCAAAGGGGUCCGUUCAACCCCCAAGAAGACCAGCCAGGAGAGGAGAACAUGCCAAACUUCUGCCGAUGGUUCGAGGGACCCAUGGACACAAGAGUGACUGUGAACCAAGCGGGCGAGGAUCAUGUCCUGUCCUGA